Messenger RNA from Linum trigynum, 2146 nucleotides. The record is from the annotation of a GenBank genome assembly. NCBI's taxonomy places the organism in Eukaryota, Viridiplantae, Streptophyta, Magnoliopsida, Malpighiales, Linaceae.
UGGUUUCACUUGGCCAAUUCCUAGGGUGACUGUAGAGUCGAGUCAAGUUUUUGGCGCCGUUGCCGGGGACGGCUAGGUUGUUGAAGAAAAGUGAUUUCUGUUAAUUUAGCUUUUCUUUUUGCUUUGUUUGUUUUGUCCCACUUGUGCCUUCACGGGUUUGCUUGCUUGAGUGUGUGCAGGUAGUGCAUGACCCGUAGCCAGUCAGGAGGUUUACUGCCGUUGAAUCCAGAGAUUGACAGCACCUGUGGCCAGCUCAGGAGACAACAGCGAGCUAGACUGGCUACAGAAGAGCGCAUAGACGGCCACGUGAGCAGUGAUUCUGAAGAAGAGCACGGGAUGGACGGAGAGUACAAUCAACACCAGGGGAAUCCUCAGCAGGCUCCCCCGGUGAAUCAGGUCCUGGGGAACAACCCCAUACCCCAGGAUCAUGGAGUUCAUCAUCCACCGCAGCCGGGACUUGAAUCGUUCUAACUACAACAUCCCGAUCGACGGCCAAGUAUAACCGGCGACCGGUUACAGCAUAAGGCAAGCUAGCAAUAAGUAUUUAUCGUACCACAAGGAUCUAGGCUUACCGUACUUCAGGUUUAGGGUCCGUUAUCUAGCCAACCUAGAGUAGUGAUUAGGAAAACUGAGCUAACUAACCUAGACUAUCCACUAACCUAGCUAUUUACAAGGUUUGGAGCUCUCUUGAGUUAAAUCCCCCUAUUUCCGACCUUUGGAUCGAUGUUGAGUAUCCUACUAGUUCGAUCGACCCACUAUCCUACCGUUAGGAGAUGAACUCCCUCGGGACUGACCCGAAACGGUGAAGUGAUGGAUGGGCAGGAUCCCUAUUCAACCUAGGGCACCCCUAUAUCGUAGGAGAUCGAUCCAAUCGACUCCCUCGGGGAUUGCCCGGACGAUAUGGGGUGAGGAGUUGUUUCCCUCCUAGGUCAAAAGAUUGACUCAAUUACUCUACCGUUAGGAGAUAGACUCCCUAGGGAAUGACCCGGAAUGGCAAAUCGAUGAAUGUGGUAGGCUCUAUUCAACCGAAGGGAACCCUAUAUCAUAGGAGAUUGAUGAAAUCGAUUCCCUCGGGGAUUACCUGGACGAUAUCGGGUGAGGAGUGACCCGAAGACGCCAAUAAUGGGCUCUAAGGGGGUUUUCUCCCUCCUAGGUCAAAAGCUCAAUACAUGAAAAUGGAAACCCAACUCGUGUCAUUCAUGAAAACAUCCAUCAAUUAAGUAAUAUCAUCAAUCAAACAUGUAAUGUGCCACAUACAUCAACAUUAAACCCAAAUCUAGACCUGGGGUUCUUAAACCAAGAGAAGAGGGUGAGUUUCUAGAGAGAAAAGGGAGAAAUUACAAAUUGGAGCCUAAGAUCUUCUUCUCCUUCUAGGCUUGAAUCCUUGUCUUCAAGAUCAAUCCAAGCUUCCAAUUAAGCUCCAAGAUCACUCAAGCACUCUCCCUCUCUCUCUCUGACUCCCCUUUGGUGUUUUGGGUUGAAACCCUAGAGAAAGAAACUAUUUCCUCUCCCAAAAACCAGCUCCCCCUUUCUUCCUUCUGGUGCUGCCUUUUAUACCCAGAUCGUAGGCUGUUCGCGGUCUGAGUUAACAACCGUGAACUCAAAGCCUGGAUAGUGAACUCGAACCAAUUCGCGCUAUUUCACUACAGCACUUCACGGUCUUACGACCGUGAACUGACUUGGCGUGAGUAAUCUCUGGAAGUGCUCUAGAACCCGCCCAAUUCAAGGUCACGGGAAAAUUGUCACGGUAUGGUGAUCUACUAAGCAUAACAUAUAAGAAAUGAGAGAUAAAAUGUGUACAUUUAGACCCGAAUCACUCCCCUACACUUGAACAAGGUAAACUUGCAACUUUUUUUUUCAACAAAAUUUUUGGGGAAUGUCAUAGGGCACAAAAUGAAUGAAUCACAAUGGUUAUUUGACACCGACCUAUGGACAAAAACAAAGUAAUCAUGGAAACCACCACAAACGAUAUUCAACUGUAUUAAGAUUGUGCAAAUGAAGAGUUCUCACAUUAUUCAUCAACCAACACACAACAUGCAUCGACGACUCACCAAUCACAGUCACUCAUGCAUGAAGAUCACAUCAUAGGAACAACGAUCGAGCAACCUAGGUCCUCACCACGGUAUAAGAAAUGAACAAAACAUGA